Hippocampus comes (tiger tail seahorse) is the source of this 2315-nucleotide messenger RNA. RefSeq names its product LIM domain-binding protein 3-like. Gene Ontology annotation, cellular component: Z disc; stress fiber; adherens junction. The coding region runs from base 257 to 2107 and encodes 616 amino acids. Gene Ontology annotation, molecular function: actin binding; muscle alpha-actinin binding. The transcript has 15 exons. Lineage: Eukaryota; Metazoa; Chordata; Actinopteri; Syngnathiformes; Syngnathidae. The record is from RefSeq and is a predicted model, not a curated record. Gene Ontology annotation, biological process: heart development; actin cytoskeleton organization; muscle structure development.
GAAGAAAGUCCCAUGCCACACUCGCCGGCGGGCCCCUCACGACCUGGUUGGACCCCCUCGGGAGGAACGAGUAACUCCACAGCAGAGCCCCAAAGUCACAGUAUGGCGGCACAACACUCGCAGAGGCCCCCGGUCCUCCCUCGCGUCCUGACGCUCUGGCCAUCAUAGACCACUGAGCCAAGACAACACCGAAAAAAAAAAAAAAAAAAGCUGUGACCUCCUUUUUAGGAAAAAGGAACUUUUCCUCACCUGGAACAUGAGCUCGUACACGGUAUCGCUGCCCGGGCCGGGACCUUGGGGCUUCCGGCUCCAGGGAGGGAAGGACUUCAACAUGCCGCUCACCAUCUCCAGGAUCACGCCGGGCAGCAAGGCGGCGCACGCCAACCUGGUUCAGGGAGACGUCAUUAUGGCCAUCGACGGCGUGAGCACGGAGGGCAUGACCCACCUGGAUGCCCAGAACAAGAUCAAGAUGGCCAACUACAAUCUGGCACUCACCAUGACCAAGUCAAAGCGUCCUGUUGCCAUGCCAACGCCCAGAAUUGACUCCGGCAUUUCCUUGAUCCCUCACCAGCAGGUUUUCAGCCCCCCUGCUCCCAACGCCGGCGUGCUUGUGAAGGAAAGCGUCGCGGCCACCCGCAAGGCCAUCGAAGUGACGGGCCCGGGGGGCAAGGCCACCAUCAUCCACGCCCAGUACAACACGCCCAUCAGCAUGUACUCGCAGGACUCCAUCAUGGACGCCAUCGCCGGGCAGACCAUGACCAAGGGACACGACGUCGGUCCACAUCCAGAGCGUCUGGUGGACAGCGCCUCGCCAGUCUACCAGGCGGUCCAGAGCGCGGAGGAAAGGGAGGACGAGGACGAGGAAGGGCACCGCCGCCAAGCCAGCGCACAGUCCAAAACCUUCCAGACGCUCGCCCACAUGAUGGGAACGGAAACGCAACACGUCAUGGCGGAUGAGGAAGAGGAUGAUGAGGUGUUGAGGAAGAGCAGCCUGAAGCGUCAGUCGGCCGCCGGCGUCCAACACAAGGCGGCCGUGUCCAGUCAAUUUGGUCAGCCGGCCCCCACCGCCGGCCAGCAAGGCCCGCUCCCAAAGCAAUACCAGCAGGCCCCGCCCAUGCCGCAAGCCCCGCCCCCGCAGCGCUUCCAGCAGGCCCCGCCCACCCAGCAGAGUUCCAUUCAGAUCCCCAUGGGCUCCGCCCCUCCCAAGGUGGUCAGCACGGCCUGCAUCUACCCGUCGCAGCCAGCUGCUCCCCCCCACAUGCCCCAAGCUCACCCCCACCGCGCCUCUGCCGCUCCGCCACAGGCGGCAGGCGGCGCGGGUGGCAACCGCCCCCCGUGGGUGACCGACAGCUCCUUCGCCAACAAGUUUGACCCGAGCAAGACCACCACCGCGGUCAUCAAGCCACCUCCGUUGCCUCAGGCUGCGCCCCCGCCGCCCCAGUACAUCCCCAACCCCUCGGCCGCCACCUCCAGCCAUGCCCAUGUCACUCCUAGCCCCGCCCCCUUCUCCCCCGUGGCCAGGGGUGUGGCGCAACGGGCCGAGAGGUUUGCCGCCAGCAGCCGCACGCCCUUGUGUGGAGCCUGCAACAGCAUCAUCAGGGGUCCCUUCCUGGUGGCGCUGGGCCGCUCGUGGCACCCCGAGGAGUUCAACUGCCACUACUGCAACAUGUCGCUGGCCGACGUCAGCUUUGUGGAGGAGCAGAACAGCGUUUACUGCGAGAACUGCUACGAGGAGUUCUUUGCCCCCACCUGCGCACGCUGCAGCACCAAGAUCAUGGGGGAAGUGAUGCACGCUCUGAGGCAGACGUGGCACACCACUUGCUUUGUGUGCGCCGCCUGCGGCAAACCCUUCGGUAACAGCCUCUUCCAUAUGGAGGACGGGGAGCCGUACUGCGAGAAAGAUUAUGUGGCGCUGUUCAGCACCAAGUGUCACGGCUGUGACUUCCCCGUGGAAGCCGGAGAUAAAUUCAUCGAGGCUCUCGGUCAUACCUGGCACGACACCUGCUUCGUGUGCGCGGUGUGUCACGUGAACCUGGAGGGCCAGCCCUUCUACUCCAAGAAAGACAAACCUCUGUGCAAGAAGCAUGCUCACGCUAUCAAUGUGUAACCGGGCAACGACUUGCACACGCACACAUCAGAUGAUCAUCACUUAUACACACACGUGUGCAAAAACAAACCCCCCAAAACAUCUCUGCAAUACAGUACUUUGCUUUUAGGAGGUUUUGACAAGCUUUUAUACAGCUUCACUUUUCCAUGAGCGAUUUACUCACGCGCACACACAAUGAGCCUUCAACAUUAGAUAAGUCAUGGGAAAA